GCCGCGCCGGCGCGCCGUGCGAGCGUUUAUAUACCGUGUUCGCGCCGUACAGGUAUUGCGCUGCGUGCCUGUCGUCUGCCAGUCAAAAUAAUAGUUUAAAAAAUGAUUACGCAAUUUGCCACAUUAAAUAAUUUGAUAGGAAUAAUUUGUACGCGAUAAAUGUCGGCGUAUCUAUUAAGGAAACUGGAAAGCUCGUUUUAAAGGACUAAGACUCCUGCACGGCUAGCAAAAAAUAACCAUGUUAGCGGGAUUGCCAAAAAAAAUCACAAGGUCGGUGUCGAACAUUUCGGCGAUGCGCGGCAAGAACGAAUCGUCGAUGAUGACGUCGUCGUCGCGAGGAGCCCCGUCGGAAGUGGCGAGCGCCGAAAUGUCGUGUUACGGCGUGUUCCGUAAACUGGAACCCGUCGGCAGCGGCGGCGACGGCGGGGGAGAGCGCAUCACGGCCGGCCGGCAGUCACGACCGUUCGCGCCGCCGACAUCGUCAGUCAGUCCGCGAGUGUCAGCGUUCGCGUGCGCUAUCGCCGUAGCCGACGACGAACACGAGGACCACGACGACGUAAACACCGACCACGACUGUUGCAAUUUUGACCGUGAGACGUAUUUGGUGUACGGUUGUGACGCGGCCACAGCGAUCACUACGACGUCGACCACGGUUACGACGGACGCGGCUUCGACGGGUGGUCGCGACGAGAGCGGGCUGAGCGAUUUCGGCGGAGCGGUCGCUUGGGACGAGUACGACUACUGCUGUACCGCGGACAUCGCGGUGGGUACCACGGUCGAUCUCCGCGGGGGCGCGGCCGCCCCUUUCAGUCACACCCCGAUGGGCUCGACCACCAAGCUCGUGGGGAUCGACGCCAACAGCGAUGACACGCCAAAGAUAUAUUGCUGCAAAUCAAAUUGUCUGCAGAGUUUUGGCACGCUGUUGAUGACCGUCUCACUGACAUUAAGUUUAGCGAACGUCAUACGACUGCCUCGGAUGGUAUUUCUGUACGGUGGAGGUACGUUUUUGGUAUCAUACCUCACAGUUGCCAUUGUGUUUGGAGUUCCUCUCUUAUUUUUGGAGAUAACGCUCGGUCAGUUUUGUCAACAGGGCACCACUAAGUUAUGGAGAGCCGUACCUCUGCUCAAAGGUGUCGGAUUCGUCAAAGUCUUGGCGUCCGUGUUACUUGCUGCUUACUACCCGAUAAUUAUGGCGUUAUCUUUAUUUUACGGCUCACGUAGUAUUAUUGGAAGUAUUCCAUUUCCGGAGUGUAGCAAUUCAAUCAGUUUUUAUCAAGGGGUGAGUUCUAAUUCUAUCAAUAGUGACCAAUGUCUUCAGCAGACUUUUAUCAAACCUCCGCACUUGAGUUGGCAGUGGAUUGUGAUGGACAUUUUGCUAAUAUUACUUAUUUGGAUCAUAGCCGCUAUAAGCCUGAUAAAAAACAGUAAAUCAUACAGAACAGUGGCAUUACUUGUUGUGCCUGCAACAUUUAUAACAAUUGGAGUUCUAUUAGUCAAAGGACUUAAUGCCAAUCAAAAAGGACUGGAAAUACUGCUGGACAUUCAAUGGGAUACUUUGUGGAAAUUAGAUAUAUGGUAUCACGCCAUAGUACAAUUUUUGUUUACUACUCAUUUGGGAUUUGGUAACAUCACAACUUGUGCAGGUCGAUUGUACUCGAAGUCUAAUCCUUUUUGGACUUCGGUAAUGCUUACGGUUGUCAGUAUUGUAGUCGGUGUGUGUAGCGUUUCAAUUGUUACAAUGUGGAUUUAUGAUAUACAAAUACAAGCCGGAGAAAAAUUGUUCAAUACGUCGGCUAUAUCGGAAGUCUGGUUCCUGACAUUCGUGUACGAAUUAACGGUCAAAGGCAUCCUGUCAGAUAUGUGGGCAGCUUUAGUCUAUACACUGGUGUUUCUUUCCGGAUUCUUGAGUUUGAUAGCUGCUAUUUACACAGCUAUUGUAGGACUAUCCGUAGAAACCAAAGAAAAGUGGAAAUGGUGGAUAUUGACUUGUAUGGUAUGUUUUAUCGGCUUUUUGGUGGGUGUCCUGUGCCUUUUGCCCGAAAACCUUCAAGCCGUACACUUAUUGGACGAGUACAUCAUUGGUCGUAUGGUGGUCACAUCCACUGUGCUGGAACUGAUUGCUUUCGUUUGGAUCUACGGAAUGGAGUCAUUAUCAAACGACUUCGAGUUUGUACUCGGAUACAAACUGUGCUUCGUGUGGAAAUUUGUGUGGCUAAGCACUCCGAUUUUGUUUAUGGUGUUUGAGUUUUGGAGUCUGUUCGUAAUGCCGCUAACAGAGUCCGAUUAUAGCUCACAAGAUUCCAUGUGGCUGUACGUCAUCGGUUGGAUCAUUUAUUUGUUCAUGUGGUCGAUGGUUAUCGGUAUAGCCGUGUGGCAGAUAUCCGCUCAGGUGGACUACAAUUUUUCGCAAAAAUUCCUGAGUACCAUUAAACCGGCGCGGAACUGGGGCCCGGUGGACCCAAUAUACAGGCACUGUUGGGUGCAGUGGAAGAAACAGUACCAGGUGACGGGCGAAAGAGACUUCACACUGAGACGACGUGGUACCAAGGACUAUACGCAUUCCAUCAAGCGGGGUAAACACGCUGCACCUCCAGGAACUGCAUACAGUGUCAGUCCGACGUCGUUGGAUCGAACGUCAUCGUGUUACAGCAUAGAUGGUGGCAGAGGUCCGUCUCAUCAGCGCUCUUCUGAUAAACAUUCACAACAGCAACAGCAACAACAACAACAGCAAAACCUCCACCAGUACCAUUACAACCACGCAAUGGCCGACCAAAGGCGGUGGAUCGCCGCGGAACCCAAAAACAGCGGUGGGACUUCUAUCAAUUACAUGUGAAUCGAGAAACGGAUAGUUUUCAUCGUGCGUGUUUUAGUUAUAUUAUUAUGAUACGUUAGGAUACUACGUUUUAUUUAUUUUUAUGGAAAUUGAAGUGUCUGAUUCGUUUGAUUUUUUUUCUACUCGCGUAUCGUAUUAUCUUUGUAAUUUUUACAUAUAUUAUAUAUGAACUAUCUUUAUUUUAUAAGAAGAGUUAAGAGAGACACAUAUUAUAUGCUUUUUGUUUUGUUUUGUUUUUAUUUGUACUCUACAAAAGUGUUUUAUAUAACUAAUAUUGUUUGUUUUAAUUUUAUUCGCGAUAUGAAUGUUAUACUAUGUCGACAUAGAAACCAUUGAAUUACAUCUAUCAAGUACUAUCAAAGUCUCUCCAAACUUUAGAUUAAGGUAUAGGAUUAAUUUUAAGUUACCAUCAUUGAUAGACGUGUCGAUUUCUGUUGUAGUCUAACGACAGUGGUUUUUAUUUAUACGUUUUUUUUUUAAAGGACUGAUUUGUACACAUUUUUUUUUUAUGUUUAAGUUGUUUAAAGGUUUAACAUGCAAUAAUGGUUGACCUUUAUUUUUUAUUAGUAACUAUAUUAUUAUUACUUCGAUGUAAAUAAAAAAAUAAUAUACUAUGAUAAAGUUGUUUAUGAAAUUUUGUGGUUAUUGUUUGUAUAACAAUUACUAACAUGGAUGUAAAUAAUGUAAUCGAAAAUCGAAAUACCUAGAUGAAAUCUUGUACUUGGACCAAAAAAUUAUGUUAAUGUAAAAUCGUCCGUUAUAUAAGUUAUUAGUUUUAAAGUGUACAUAUUAAUAUUCUUAAAAUGUACUUAACUUAUGUCUAAGACUAUAUUACAGUAUUCGGUCAAAAUAUACAAAGACUAAAUAAUAAUUAAACCAAAAUAAAUUUUUCCUUUUACAAUAUUAUGUUAGUAUUGUUAUAGUUAAUAAUAAUUAUAUUAUAUGAAAUAAUACAAUCGAAGUUUAUCGUGUUGAACUAAUAAGCUAAGUACGGCAUACAAUACAAUAUUAUGUAUGACGCCUCAAUUUUAUCAUUUGCUGGACGCGUGGAUUAAUUUACAUGUAUGUAUAAUUGAAUUAUAUAAUAAAUAAACAAAAUAAAUAAUAAUAAUUUAUAAAUGAUGAUUUAUAAAAUUAUUUAUUAAACAAACUACGCAUAAUAGAAAUGAAUUCCUGUUUUUUUUUUUUAUUCAUCAUAUAUUUUAAAAUAUAAUGAAUGUCAUGAAUAUCAUUCAAAUAAAACUAAUAUUUUUCUUAUA
Aphis gossypii (cotton aphid) is the source of this 4092-nucleotide messenger RNA. Its product is annotated as sodium-dependent nutrient amino acid transporter 1-like. Gene Ontology annotation, biological process: sodium ion transmembrane transport. Gene Ontology annotation, cellular component: membrane. The coding region runs from base 239 to 2833 and encodes 864 amino acids. The transcript has 13 exons. Lineage: Eukaryota; Metazoa; Arthropoda; Insecta; Hemiptera; Aphididae. The record is from RefSeq and is a predicted model, not a curated record.